This is a messenger RNA of Hemibagrus wyckioides, 1911 nucleotides long. RefSeq names its product receptor-type tyrosine-protein phosphatase eta-like. The transcript is spliced from 9 exons. Gene Ontology annotation, molecular function: protein binding. Bases 97 to 1527 code for a protein of 476 amino acids. Lineage: Eukaryota; Metazoa; Chordata; Actinopteri; Siluriformes; Bagridae. The record is from RefSeq and is a predicted model, not a curated record.
UGCACACACACACACACACACUUUACUUCUUGACUGCCGUCACAAUUUAAACAGCACAUGUAAGGCUUCAGCAGUCAGUAGGGCUCAACAGGCAUCAUGAAACGCUGUACAUUAAGCAAAAACCGUCAGAGGACUCCCCUGAGUCCUUUUCUGUUUCAGCUUCUCUCUUUUAGCUUUGGCUUACUUGUUGCUGAAGGUGCAUAUCUGUAUAAUAUCAGCAGUCUCACUGUCUCUAACAAAACGUCAUCAUCUGUGUAUCUAACCUGGAAUGAGCCACAUGGGAGCAGCUCCUUCUUUAUAGUAAACUGGACUGGUGACAGUGUGAAUAACAGCAGUAACACUUCAAACACAUCUUACACUGUCACUGGUCUGACUGCUGGAGUGAACUACAUAUUCACUGUUACUGCAGUAGCUGCAGAUAACCAAACUACAGGAGCACCAGCUCAAACCUCAGCAUUCACAAAACCUGAUUUUCCAAGAGACCUCAGAGUGACUGAAAUUACAACAAGCUCAUUGUUUCUGAACUGGACUCAACCUGUAGGAGAAAGAUAUUUCUUUAAUGUACAAUGGAGUAAUGACAACAAAACAUUGAAUUCAACAACCACAAACACUUUCUUUAACAUUACUGAUCUGAAUCCUGGAGUCAAUUACACCAUCCUGAUAUCUGCUGUUGCUGCAGAUAAUAUAACAGAAGGAGAAGCAAUUAGUCUUUCAGUCUAUACAAAGCCAGAUUCUGUAAAAAAUCUCAUAUCCUCUGAAGUCACAAGUAGAUCCAUGGUUCUGCGCUGGGAUGUACCCUCAGGAGAAUGGUCUUUUUUUAGAGUGCAGUGGAUGAACAACAAUACAAGAAGUUACAUAACUAACAUUAGCAUCACUGAUCUAGAACCUGGAACAAAUUACACGUUUGCAGUAUCAGCUGUUGCUGCUGAUAAUAAAACAGAAGGAUCUCUGGUUAAAGUUUCCACUUGCACAGGUGCAAGUCCUGUCAUUGACAUAAUCUGUAAAGGACCAAAUCGCUCUUCAACAGCGUUGCUGAACUUAACUUGGCAGAAUCCUCCAGGCAACAACGAAGGAUUCAACAUCAGUCUCAGGCCAACAAUCAGUCUCAGUCCAACAAUCAGUGACUUCAUUCCACAGUGCAAAAAUGUCUGUAACCACAUUUUUUCUAAAAACCUACAAUACUUCACCACUUAUAGUUUGGUUAUUUCAACCCUUGGAUGUGGUGACAGUGGCACAUGGAACUUUAAUUGCACAAUAGGCAUUACAGAGCCAUCUUCUACAGCAAACACUGUUCCAAUUGUUUUGGGGGUGGUGUUACCCAUCAUCUGCCUUUUUAUCAUGGUUAUCAUCAUUGUCAUUGUGAGAAGGCUCCAGAUCCACCACAGUCCUAACCAGAAUGAGAUGAAAGUGCCUACUGAAAGUUCUGACCUGCAAGCAACCUAUAUGAACUUGGCUCAUGUACAGAGACCUGCUGUAGAUUCUGCCACCAAUUCGAACAUCAUGGAAAUAGUAAAUAGUAAACUCUGAAAUAACCCUCAGCGAUUACAUCUGAAUGCAUGUGGCUCACCAUCAUUUAAAAAAGAAUUUGCCAUCUUUUUUUUUAUCCAUCCCUGCCAUAAUUUUCCGUAUCUCAUGAGCAUAAGCCUAUUUCAAAUGCUGUGUUUGUUAUUGCUUUUAUUGUUAAUGGUUUUCACUAUUGGGCAAUACAAAGCCUUAAACAUAAUAAUUUAUCACUUUUGCUAAUCAGUCUUUAUUUCUUCUGUAAAUCUAUAGUAGAUAUACAUAGAUAUAGUAGAUAUAGGGUUAUGGACUUUGUGACAUUUUUAUAAACACAUUUUGCAACUGUAUCAAAUUCCUUUUCUUUGUAAAUUGCCCCCUGGGGAUAAAUAAAGUUUUUUGAAUUGAAUUGAA